This is a messenger RNA of Nakaseomyces glabratus, 1203 nucleotides long. It is a transcript of the gene SPR28, whose product is annotated as septin SPR28. Gene Ontology annotation, biological process: division septum assembly; protein localization to bud neck; cytoskeleton-dependent cytokinesis. NCBI's taxonomy places the organism in Eukaryota, Fungi, Ascomycota, Saccharomycetes, Saccharomycetales, Saccharomycetaceae. Gene Ontology annotation, molecular function: GTPase activity; molecular adaptor activity; GTP binding. The record is from RefSeq and is a predicted model, not a curated record. Gene Ontology annotation, cellular component: cell division site; cytosol; septin complex.
AUGACGACUAUACAUGGUGUUGGGUCAGCUGCGCGCUUCCCCAGACCAAUAAGUACUCAUACCAUAGAUGCUAUUCAGCUUAGACAAAAAAAGAAUGCAAAAAAACCUGAACAUCUUUGUUUACUUAUCCUAGGAGAACGAGGAUCAGGGAGAUCGACUUUUUUGGCAAAUCUUUGUAACUAUCCUGAUUAUACGCAGUCACAAGCGGUUGAAGUCUGUGAUCCCAGAAGAUCACAUAUAGCACAGAAAUUAAAAAUCAUAAAGAAACAUUUAGACCUCAGUUCACAUAUAAACGCACCUAUGAUACUUGAUUUAGUUAUUAUGGAAGGAUUUGGUGAUAAUUUUGAUAAUUCUGGGACUUCGGCGACAAUUUCAGCAUACCUUAACACCCAAUUCGAGAAUUAUUUGGCUGAAGAAGAGAAAAUACAUAGAACCGGGAUUAUAGAAGAUACUAGACCGCAUGCGUGUCUCUAUUUUAUCAAGCCAAAUAUGAGAGGAUUAAAUGAUUUUGAUAUUGAAGUUUUAAAGAAAAUUCAAAAGCAGGUCAAUAUUAUUCCAAUUUUAACAAAAGCUGAUAUUUUGAGUCAGCCAGAACUAGUAUCGAAUAAAGAAAUAAUCAAGAGACAGCUAAGGGAUAAUAAUAUAGAAAUAUAUGAUUUUGGGAAUGACAGAAUAGGUGAUGUCUUCUCUUAUAAUGAUAUGCAUCCAUUUGACAAAUAUACUCGUUCACAGAAUAUAAAUGAAAUGGUUCCAUUUGCAACUACUUGUAGUAAGCUUAAAUACGUACAUCCAUGGACAGCUGAAACGCUACAUAUAAGGAAAUAUAGCUGGGGUGAAUUAAUUGUAGAAGACUUUUCAAAUUCUGAAUUUGCUUAUUUGAAGGGGAUAUUAUUUGGCUCACAUGUCCAGGAAUUGAGAAAUUUCACGCAAAAUGUGCUAUAUGAGACUUUCAGAGCUAGAAAACUGUUAGAAAGGCGAUCAGCUAUUGUUGAAAGCAAUAGUAUUCAACAAGAUAUACACCAUUCAAUGCAUAGAAUUGUCGGGUUACAUUUUAAACAGAGUGAUAACUCCUCAAAGUUAUCACCAAACAAAUUAAUAGAUGAAAAAGAUCAAUUGCUACUUGAUUAUGAAAGAAAAUUGCGUGACUUGGAGACAAGAUUAAACUCUGAGCAAAGCAAGUCUACGAUGUCGUCAAUUCCUUAA